Messenger RNA from Octopus sinensis (East Asian common octopus), 969 nucleotides. RefSeq names its product zinc finger protein 3-like. Gene Ontology annotation, cellular component: nucleus. The annotation marks the transcript as partial. Gene Ontology annotation, biological process: regulation of transcription by RNA polymerase II. Gene Ontology annotation, molecular function: RNA polymerase II cis-regulatory region sequence-specific DNA binding; DNA-binding transcription factor activity, RNA polymerase II-specific. NCBI's taxonomy places the organism in Eukaryota, Metazoa, Mollusca, Cephalopoda, Octopoda, Octopodidae. The record is from RefSeq and is a predicted model, not a curated record. The transcript is spliced from 2 exons.
CAAAAUAGCCAUUUGAUUCGUCACAAAUGUAUUCAUACUGGGGAGAAACCAUUUCAGUGUGAUAUUUGUGGUAAAUCGUUUUCUCGAAAUAGCAUUUUAACUUGUCACAAAAGUGUUCAUACAGGAGAGAAUCCAUACCCUUGUCAUAUCUGUGGUAAAUCAUUCUUUUAUAAUAGUCAGUUGACUUAUCACUUACGUAUUCACACUGAGGGAAAACCUCAUCACUGUGAUAUCUGUGGUAAAACAUUUUUUAGAAAAAGCGAUUUAACAAGUCACAAACGUGUUCAUACAGGAGAGAAGCCAUUUUCUUGUGAUGUCUGCGGUAAAUCAUUCUCUCAAAGUGGUACCUUAACUAAACACAAGUUGGUACAUACAAGAGAGAAGCCAUAACAUUCCAAUACCUGUGGUAAUUAUUUUUGGGGAAAUGGUGUUUUAACUAUACUUCUCCUGACCCCAACUUCUCUUUAUUCCCACAUAAUUUCUCUCUUCACUGACAUCCCCCUCCACCUACAAAAACUUUCUCAUUUUCCUGAGCAUCAAACUAAUACACCUGCUCAUUGAUUAUACACCUGUCAUUUUUUUUUCUGUAAAGUUCAAGUAAUUUUUAUUGAACUUCUAUUUCAGAAAAUAAAAAUGACAGCCCCUAUUCUUACUAACGAAAUGAAAAGGCAUGCUGCGAUUGUGGCUUUGAUUGCUAAUCAUGGUGAUUUAGAAAUUUCUCGUUUUCUAAAAGUUGCAAGAUCUUUCGUUCACAAGAUUCGGUGUGAGUUAGAAAAAGAUGGAAAUGUAUCACCUGUCUCAAAACGUAAAAAACAUUCCAAGCGCUCUGAUUCUAUCAGGACACCUGAAUUUAUUCAGGAAGUUAAGCAAAACAUUAGAGACAAUCCAGGAAAAUCAAUGAGGUCAAUCGCAAAAAAAUUUUGUGUGUCGGAAAAAACGAUUAGAAAUAUUUGUGCAUGAAGACAUCAG